AUGAUCACUCAUGAAUAUGAAGUGGGUGAUGAAGAAAGUGGUGGCAACACAAAAAGAUCAAAGUCUACUGAAGAAGGGGACUAUUGUGUCCAAUCCAACACAGAAGGGGCAAAUAUUGGUGGUUCAAUAAUUAAACAUCCAACGGGUAGAGAUACGGCUAAAAGAAAAGAAAAAGGUAAGUCUUCUAACGAAAUUAUUGAAGAACUUCGUGCAAUGAGGCUUAGUAGAGACAGUGAAGUAGAAAUCAUGAGAAAAAUACUUGAAAUGGAUCAACAAAAGGUGCAACAAAGGGAGAAAAAAAUGGAUGAAAGGGAGCUAACGAAGAUGCAACUUGUGCAUUUGAACACACUCCUGCAAAAAGAGCCCCUAGCAUCAGACGAAGAAAACAUGAAACGCUUUCUAAUGUCGAAGUUUUAUGGAAACUAA
Molecule: messenger RNA, 426 nt
Organism: Lactuca virosa
Lineage: Eukaryota; Viridiplantae; Streptophyta; Magnoliopsida; Asterales; Asteraceae
Source: the annotation of a GenBank genome assembly